Messenger RNA from Psilocybe cubensis, 504 nucleotides. RefSeq lists its product as uncharacterized. The transcript is spliced from 3 exons. NCBI's taxonomy places the organism in Eukaryota, Fungi, Basidiomycota, Agaricomycetes, Agaricales, Agrocybaceae. The record is from RefSeq and is a predicted model, not a curated record. The coding region runs from base 1 to 504 and encodes 167 amino acids.
AUGCGUUUCUCCACUCUCGUGGCCACUGUUGCUGUUGCAGCGUCCACGACGGGCGUCCACGCCAACCUCCUUGCGCGGCAGAGCAACUAUCCAACCUGCGCCCUGCCAUGCGUCGCGAACCCCGACCUGGGCGACUGCGUCACCGUGACAGAUACCCACUGCCUCUGCACGAACAAGGCAUUUGUGAGCAGCACGACGACGUGCAUACAAAAUGCGUGCUCCGGCCAGGACCUCGAUGAUGCGCUAGCGUUCUCGCGGAGCUUGUGCCUUAAAGUUGGUGUUACGCUGACUUCGACGUUUGCGUCCGAGACGAGCACCGCGCCUUCUUCGUCGUCCACGUCCGGCAGUUCUUCCUCCUCCUCAUCUUCCUCCUCGUCGGCGUCGACCAGCGCAUCCGGCGCAAACUCCUCGCCCAGCUCCGCCGCGCUCUCCUCGCACGGCGCAAACGCCAACACCCUGUUCGGCCUGUUCGCUGCAGGUCUCACCGCGCUCCUUGCCCUAUGA